Messenger RNA from Haplochromis burtoni (Burton's mouthbrooder), 616 nucleotides. It is a transcript of the gene map1lc3c, whose product is annotated as microtubule-associated protein 1 light chain 3 gamma. Lineage: Eukaryota; Metazoa; Chordata; Actinopteri; Cichliformes; Cichlidae. Gene Ontology annotation, molecular function: ubiquitin protein ligase binding. The record is from RefSeq and is a predicted model, not a curated record. Gene Ontology annotation, cellular component: autophagosome; cytosol; autophagosome membrane. The transcript is spliced from 4 exons. The coding region runs from base 3 to 458 and encodes 151 amino acids. Gene Ontology annotation, biological process: autophagosome assembly; autophagy of mitochondrion; cellular response to nitrogen starvation.
UGAUGCGCUGCAGCCUCUAUUUAGCUCGCGCUCGCGCCGCAGCAUGUGGACCCGGCUCUACGUCACGUACCAUGGCGUCGCGCGAGAAAAGUCAGCCGCACAGCAAACCGUUCAAGCUGAGGAAGAGUUUAGCAACGAGGAAACGGGAAGUGGCGGGCAUCAGGGCCAAGUUCCCCAACAAGGUCCCGGUCAUCAUCGAGAGGUACGACAAGGAAAAGUAUCUGCCUCCGCUGGACAAAACCAAGUUCCUGGUUCCGCAGGAGCUCACCAUGACGCAGUUCCUCACCAUCAUCAGGAACCGCAUGGCGCUGCUGCCCAGCCAGGCCUUCUACCUGCUCAUCAACAACAGAGGGCUGGCGAGCAUGUCGCUCACCAUGGCUCAGGUGUACAAACAGCACCAGGAUGAGGACGGCUUCCUCUACAUGACCUACGCCUCGCAGGAGAUGUUUGGACGAUGAAGCUCGUCCUGCUUCAGGUUUUAUUCCCGUUACAGGCUACUCGCCUCAGCUGCUGUAAAUACAAAAGAGUGUAUAUAUUGUAAUUUUUGUUCUACACGCUGAUUGGACGAGAUGGAUUUUAAUCGUGUUCAUCCAAUAAAUAUUUUGAUGUUAAGGAA